Messenger RNA from Brassica rapa (field mustard), 1346 nucleotides. RefSeq names its product lysine-rich arabinogalactan protein 17. NCBI's taxonomy places the organism in Eukaryota, Viridiplantae, Streptophyta, Magnoliopsida, Brassicales, Brassicaceae. The record is from RefSeq and is a predicted model, not a curated record. Gene Ontology annotation, cellular component: plasma membrane.
AAUAACAGCAUAUCCUGGGCCCCCAGACAUGGCCUUUCAAAUUCACAAUAAAGAACAUUUAACACUCUGCUCCAACGGCUAAUAAUAACCGUGGGUCCCUUCUAUUACAUCAGCGGUCCAGAUCUCUUAAUCUAUAAAUACAGAUGCACAGAAGUUAGCUUUUAUCUUCACUUACUCACUUAGUCUUGUCUAAACCCUUCUUUCUCUCAACUAAUUUCUUAAUUAUGGAUCUCAAAUUUCUCUUAACGGUUACACUAAUCGUCACUUUCUUCGCCGGUGACGUUGAUGGCCAAUCUCCGGCAGUUUCUCCGACCAGUUCUCCUUCUAUAUCUCCUCCUCAAAAGCCUAUAUCCACAGCUCCCGCCAUUUCUCCUGCUUCUCUGUCGCCGAUAUCAACAGCUCCCGCCAUUUCUACUGCCUCUCCGUCGCCGAUAUCCACAGCUCCCGCCAUUUCUCCUGCUUCUCCGUCGCCCAUAUCUACAGCUCCCGCCAUUUCUACUGCCUCUCCGUCGCCGAUAUCCACAGCUCCCGCCAUUUCUCCUGCCUCUCCGUCGCCGAUAUCCACAGCUCCCGCCAUUUCUCCUGCUUCUCCGUCGCCGAUAUCCACUCCCACAGCAGCUCCGGCGAGGGCUCCAGCAGCAAGCCCUUCCAUCAAGGCUCCUAAAUCCUCUGCUUUGGCUCCCGCGAAGACUCCAGCAGCUUCCCCUUCCUCCAUUGAGGCUCCUUCCUCUUCCGUGCCAAUGACGUCUCCUCCUUCUCAAACACCUGAGCCCUCUCCUACACCUAAGGUCUCUCCACCGGCUCUUUCACCGGAGGCUGAUUCUACUCCAACCCCUUCACCGGAAACUGAUUCUCCUUCGGCUCCAGUGGCUGCGCCGUCAGCCCAUGCCCCGGCUCCAGCUCCGAGCAAACAUAAGAAGACUAAAAAGACAAAGAAGCACAAGAACGCGCCGGCUCCAGCUCCAGCUCCUGAGCUUCUAAGCCCGCCUGAACCGUCCGCGGAAGCUCCUGGACCAAGUGAUGCUUUCGCUCCCGAUACCACCGACGAUCAGAGUGGUGUAGAAAGAACAACUGUGAUGCCAAAUGUGGUUGUGGGAGCUGUGGCAACAACGGCAUGGGCUCUUCUCGCGCUGGCCUACUAAUAAAUUUUUGGUUUAUUAUGCUUUUAUGUUUCAACAGCUCUCUUGAUUUUUUUUCUAAAUAUGUUUUACCUAGCUGCUCACAUAAUUUAUCAGCAUUUGAUAUACAAUUUGGGUUUUUACGUGUACAAAUAAAUCCAUUUUCCUUUUUCGUGUGUAUCAAUCUUUAACAAUUUAGAUAUCCGGAUAAAAUCUAUAUCUUUAAUU